Molecule: messenger RNA, 692 nt
Organism: Heteronotia binoei (common prickly gecko)
Lineage: Eukaryota; Metazoa; Chordata; Lepidosauria; Squamata; Gekkonidae
Product: acidic phospholipase A2 2-like
Exons: 4
Coding region: 187-642 (151 amino acids)
Biological process (GO): lipid catabolic process; negative regulation of T cell proliferation; arachidonate secretion
Molecular function (GO): calcium ion binding; phospholipid binding
Source: RefSeq, a predicted model, not a curated record
ACAACCUUCAGUUCUACGAUUCUAUCUAUUGAGUACUCCUCCGUCAGUUUGGACUUCACAUCCUUCUCAGACAAUGACCGAAUACUUCCAAAUCGGACGGUGGAAGAACUGAACUUCUUCAUCCUCAUUCCUCAGUGUUGGGAUCACCAGGGAAUCCUGAGCAAUCUUUUAGGGUGGUGUCUGAUAAUGAACCACCUCCUUAUGUUUGCAGUGCUGGUCGCCUCUGGUGAUUUCGACGCCCACGGGAAGGAAGAAGACCGUGAACAAAUGCUUACCGAUGUGGUUAAAAUAAACGGCAGCAUGUUUAAAUCGUAUGGUUGCUACUGUGGAGUCGAUGGCAUUGGUCAUGGUGAUCCCAAGGAUUAUAUUGAUGUGUGUUGUCAGAUCCUUAACUGCUGCUAUAAAUCGCUAAAGGCUUUCCAAUGUGAUGCCACGACAAGGAGCUACAGUUACACCUAUGAUGGCGAAGAUGUUGAAUGCUACACGGCAAACCAUCCCUUGUGGUGUGAAACACAUGUCUGUAUGUGCGACAGAUAUUUUGCCAUCUGCCUGCUGGAUUCCCAUGGUUUAUUCAACCAGGACUUCAUUCCUUUGGGGAGAAGGGACUGCUCAGGAGACCCACCCCAUUGCUCUGACAGUUGAGUCUUCCACACUUGUCCAGGUUCAGCAUCUGUCAGUUAAUGUUUCUUCCA